Podarcis muralis (Common wall lizard) is the source of this 1073-nucleotide messenger RNA. RefSeq names its product cytochrome b5 type B (gene CYB5B). NCBI's taxonomy places the organism in Eukaryota, Metazoa, Chordata, Lepidosauria, Squamata, Lacertidae. Gene Ontology annotation, molecular function: heme binding. The record is from RefSeq and is a predicted model, not a curated record. Gene Ontology annotation, cellular component: intracellular membrane-bounded organelle; mitochondrial outer membrane.
ACGGCGGCCGUGGAAGCCCAAGAAUCCCUUUGGUCGAGGCGGGCGAGUCUGAAUGGGGUCGAUGAAGGAGCACGGCAGCGGCGGGGACGCGCCGGAGACGCGCGAAAGAAGGCCGGUCUUCACCCUGGACGAAGUGGCGAAGAGAAACACCGACAAGGAGACCUGGCUGGUCAUCAGCGGGCGCGUCUAUGACGUAACCCGCUUCCUCAGCGAGCAUCCAGGUGGAGAGGAGGUUCUGCUUGAACAAGCUGGUAAAGAUGCCACUGAGAACUUUGAAGACGUUGGCCACUCUAUGGAUGCCCGAGAGAUGCUUGACCAGUACCUUAUAGGAGAGGUUCAUCCGUGUGACCGUAAUCCUAAUGCCUCCAAGGUUCCAAGCAAGUCUCCCUCGAAAGAAUCAAGUUUCUGGACAGCCUGGCUGAUCCCUGUUUUGGGAGCCAUAGUCUUGGGAUUGAUGUAUCGCUACUACGUGAUGGAUGGGAAAUCCUCCUGAUUUGACCUUGCUGAAGCUUUAGGACUGGAAACCAUGCCUUGCCACUGAAAAUGGUGGGGUCUUACUAAAUUCUGAUGAACACCUAGAUGUUGUCCUUCACUUGUAUCAGUCAGUCCAGCAGCCCUGGUGUCUGCAAAGCCAAGCAGGAAUUUGGUGGGGCCCACUGUUAUCUUUCUUGUAACUGCAGAAACAGCAACUUCCUGCCAUUCCAUGGCAUGGCAUUUCUGUCACCAUUGACCAUGAGUCACUUUUCAUCCAGCAGCUUCUGGUUCGUCGUGAUGGUGCCUCUGAUCCAUGCCAGCCUGUCCCAUUAAGUACCAGCAGAAUGAGAUGGCAUGCUGUCAACAUUCCUCUUUAGCAGGAGACCAGCAAGAGAAAUGGCUCCACCAGCACAGCGCAGACUGGGAACGGCGGCACACCUGCCUCUUCUCGGGUGUUUUCCUUCAGCUUCUUUCUGUACAUGGUUUUUGAAACGGUUAAAUGGGUACAUUUUUGUUUCAGUCUUCUGGUUUACAUAGUCCUAACUGUCUGCCUUUUUAAUCUGCCUAAUCUGUAAUAAAGGACUCUCCAAUUAACUCUG